CGUGAGGCGGGAGGCUUCUCACGCGCCCGCCCCAGACGUCCAAUAGGGAACCACUUUGUGGUCACAUGGUGCAGGAACGGCUCAGUCACCCAGGAGAUGUUUUCAAGAGCAUUUGAAUGCAAUGCUUCCUGCUGCCGGAGCUUAUCAUUUUCUUUGGGAAAUAAACUCUGCAUUAAUCCCAGAAGGAGAGACUUUGAGAACAUUUGGCAGGCUAUGUUCCUAUAAUACAGUCAGCUCCGAAGCCAUCUUAACAGCUCAACACACUUCAGUUCAGUAUCAAAUCCGGAUUUGUACCAAGUUUGUGGAACCAUUCCAAGCCCAGCUUGGGUCUGUAUAUAUUGUUCUGGGGGAAACUGAAUAUGGAGAGAGUGAAGAGGUGGUGGUUAAAGCCCGUGUGUUUACAUGUGCGGAAGGAAUAAAUCUUCAAUUAUUGCAGAAGGCCAUAGAGGAACAGAGAAAGUAUUUCCAUGAGAGAAAGAAGAAUCUUGAAGUAAAUCCUUCUUAGUGCUGUUCUGUGAGAGGGGUUUAAUAUGAUUUUUUUCCCUGUACUGAAUAUAUAUAUAUAUAAUUAUUUCCUUGCCUUCCUUGUUUUAAUGUAUUUUGUAUAAUCCUAAAAGUUUUUUAAAGUAUAAUUUCUAUUGUCAAUUGAGGUUUCUUUUUCAUUAGGCUUCGCAAUUUUUAAACUAAAAUGAUGGAAGUGCUGUCCUAUUCUAGGAUUGCUUUUUGUAUUGCCUUGUAUUGUAAAUCAGCAUGUUUAGGAGACCCUUAAAAAUCAUGCAAAUGGAAAGAGUUGUUGGAAAUUUCUGGCCAGAAUCCUGUUACUUACACCAAUUGGCAUAAGUCAAGUGGUGUAAAAUGUUGUGGCAAAUUGUUGCUAGUUAACAGGCAGAUGUUUGUGUUUCUUAUUGUAUGCCAAGUCAUGUGACUAUUGUUCGAUGAGAAUUACAAGCCUCAUCUUCUUUAGUAGUAAUACACAGCAGUGAUUUAUGCUGUUUGACAGGUGUAAGUAACAGGAUUGUGGCCUCUGUUUCGGAUGUUGAUAGGCUCUUGGUAUAUACUGUAUACUUGUUUAGAAGUUGGUAAUAUUAUUAAUACAUCAUAUUCUGAAGUCCUAAAAACAGCCAUUCAUCUUCCAGAGUGGGUUUUUAAAUAUUCUGUAUUUUUAUAGUGCAAAUAAAAA
Messenger RNA from Pogona vitticeps (central bearded dragon), 1180 nucleotides. It is a transcript of the gene TEN1, whose product is annotated as TEN1 subunit of CST complex. The record is from RefSeq and is a predicted model, not a curated record. Gene Ontology annotation, biological process: negative regulation of telomere maintenance via telomerase. Gene Ontology annotation, molecular function: telomerase inhibitor activity; telomeric repeat DNA binding; single-stranded DNA binding. Gene Ontology annotation, cellular component: CST complex. Lineage: Eukaryota; Metazoa; Chordata; Lepidosauria; Squamata; Agamidae.